AUGGCCCUCCAGACCAAAGCCCUGGUCACCUCCAGGUGGCUCGCUCAGGCCAUGAAGCUCCAGAGGCGCGUGCGCGUCCUGGACACGUCCUGGUUCCUGCCCAAAGUGCGGCGCAGCGCCCGGAGCGAGUUCCGGAUACUGAACAUCCCGGGCGCGGCGUUCUUCGACAUCGACCAGUGCUGCGACAAGACGUCCACCCUGGACCGCAUGCUGCCCCCGGAGCGGGUUUUCGCGGACUACGUGGGGAACCUCGGCAUCCAGCGCGACACGCACGUCGUGGUGUACGAUUCCAGUGAGUUCGGCGCAUUCUCGGCGCCGCGCGCGUGGUGGAUGUUCCGCGCGUUCGGGCACGGCGCGGUGUCGCUGCUCGACGGGGGGCUCGUGGGCUGGGAGCUGGAGGGUCAACCGGUGAGCGACCGGUACGCCAGACCGGCUCCGGCCGAGUUCAGGGCCUCGCUGAACCGCUCCUGGAUCAAGACCUACGAGGAACUCCUGGACAACCUGGACUCCAAGAGGUUCCAGGUGGUGGACGCACGGCCCGCGGGCCGGUUCCGAGGCCUGGACCCUGAACCCAGAGACAACACGGAGCCCGGCCACAUCCCCGGCUCCAUCAACGUGCCCUUCCACCACUUCCUGUCGCCGUCGGGUCACUUCCUGCCCACGGAGCAGCUCCAGGCUCUGUUCGCCCGGGCCGGCGUGGACCUCGGCCGCCCCGUCUGCGUCUCGUGCGGCUCGGCCGUGACGGCGUGCACCGUGGCGCUGGCGGCCCACGAGUGCGGGCACCCGGGGGUGUCGGUGUACGACGGCGGGUGGUCGGAGUGGUAUAUCCGCGCCGGGCCCGAGCACGUCAUCUCCGAAGGACGGGGGAAACACGUGUGA
Cyclopterus lumpus (lumpfish) is the source of this 879-nucleotide messenger RNA. RefSeq names its product 3-mercaptopyruvate sulfurtransferase-like. Bases 1 to 879 code for a protein of 292 amino acids. Gene Ontology annotation, molecular function: thiosulfate-cyanide sulfurtransferase activity. Lineage: Eukaryota; Metazoa; Chordata; Actinopteri; Perciformes; Cyclopteridae. Gene Ontology annotation, cellular component: mitochondrion. The transcript is spliced from 2 exons. Gene Ontology annotation, biological process: transsulfuration. The record is from RefSeq and is a predicted model, not a curated record.